This is a messenger RNA of Fomitiporia mediterranea MF3/22, 597 nucleotides long. RefSeq lists its product as uncharacterized. NCBI's taxonomy places the organism in Eukaryota, Fungi, Basidiomycota, Agaricomycetes, Hymenochaetales, Hymenochaetaceae. The coding region runs from base 1 to 597 and encodes 198 amino acids. The transcript has 4 exons. The record is from RefSeq and is a predicted model, not a curated record.
AUGGACGGCUCUGAUUCAGUUCUUCGCGGUCAUGUCGUAGCUUGUGCUCUACCUUUCUGGGGUCAUACAAAAUCGUUGUGUGUUAUCCUUAGCAAGCUCGUGCAACUUCGUCCUAUGUAUGCAACACUGUUCACAGAGGUAUCCGUCCUAGAUAAAGUCGAGAACGAACUUCGGAUGCAGUUUCCUUCGGAAAGCCAACGGAGUUUGAAGGAAAGGAUAAGAGUUGUUGUCCUUCCUUCGCCUGAAAGUCCUUUCCGCUUAGAUGGAUUUCAGACCUAUUUCCUAGAUGCAUACAAGACGCUAUAUGAUGGCGGGGCCAGUCACAUUGUCUAUAACACUGUUCCGCCACCUCGCCUUGUCAUCCUUGAUUUUUUCUUCUACAAGGCCCUGAAUGGUGUACACGCAAUCAGCGGCUCAUCCGUACCGGUUUAUGCAUGGCAGACUGGAGCCGUCGCUGCUCUUGUCUACCUUUUUGGCCCUGAGAGUAUGGGCGGAAAUGGCGAUAUCGCAGAGAAAAUAAGCAAGAUCACUGGUAUAGACACGGAAACGCAGAAUAAAGAAAUAGAGGAGGCAAGCUCUCUAAGUCCAAAUCCGUAA